Triplophysa dalaica is the source of this 3933-nucleotide messenger RNA. It is a transcript of the gene tmem151ba, whose product is annotated as transmembrane protein 151Ba. NCBI's taxonomy places the organism in Eukaryota, Metazoa, Chordata, Actinopteri, Cypriniformes, Nemacheilidae. The transcript is spliced from 2 exons. The coding region runs from base 670 to 2169 and encodes 499 amino acids. The record is from RefSeq and is a predicted model, not a curated record.
UCAGAUCAUUUAAGAAGUAUAACUGAUAAAAGCGCAGGGACAAAGAAAAAAAGGCAUUUAAAAAAUAUUUAACACAUACAGCAUGUGAUUGCAUGACGUCAUUGUGCACAUUAUGCGUUUGGUUGAUUUUUAUAUCUAUUCUGUAUAAUUCUAUACGAUACCUUAUUUAGGUAUUGACGGAGUCAAGGUCACGGACAAUCCUCCGCAGAGACGACUGUUAAAAACAACCUCUCUCUCUCUCUCUCUGUGUCUCUCUCCCUCUCUCUCUCUCCCCCUCUCUCUCUCUCUUUCUCUGUGUCUGUCUCUCUCUCUCUCUCUCUCUCUAUCUUUCUCUCUCUCUCUCUCUCUCUCUCUCUCUCUCUCUCGCUCGCUGUUGUUGUUACCUGGAUAUCAUCACUGAUGUAUGAGUCUGGAUUCAGUCUCAUUGUAAUGCAUACUGCGUUCAUCUGGCCGCGUGAAUCUUGAUGAUUUCUGUUUCGCGUGGGUCGCUUCUGUUAUUUGUUAUUCCUCGUAAUGAAAUGUUGUUCCGUUUUGUCCCGACGUGAUGUAAUGUUCACGUUUGGCGUUGAUGCUCUUCACAGAGAGGAUGCUGCCCCGCUGAUCGUCAUGUGGACCAGUGGAACACACAUGGAUGUGAUGUGAUGUUUUUCUCUCAUCAGCAUCUCCAUCAUGUCUCCAGCAGCACCCGUCACAGACAGCAGCGCGUCCGUUCUCCACGAGCACACGGACACUCCACGAGAAGAGCAGCGACCGGUGAAGGCGUCCUUGUGUAAAUCUCUGUGUCGCGAGGCGCACUGGAAAUGUCUUGUCCUCUCGCUCCUCAUGUACUGCUGCAUGAUCGCCUUGACCUGGUGUCAGGUCACCAAGGUGACACGCGUGACCUUCGACAGCGCCUUUCAGACCAGAUCCAUGACGUACCACGACAGCCCCUGCGCCGACGGCUACAUCUACAUCCCGGUGGCCUUCCUCGUCAUGCUCUACGUGGUCUACCUGCUGGAGUGUUGGCAUUGUUGCUCGCGCAACAAACUUCAGUUUCAAGCCGACCUGGAGAGUGUGACGGAGCGCGUGAGACGCAUGCAGCGAGCCACCCCUUGCAUCUGGUGGAAGGCCAUUAGUUACCACUACGUGCGGCGGACGCGUCAAGUGACCCGAUACCGCAACGGCGACGCUUACACCACCACACAGGUGUACCACGAGAGAGUCAACACGCACGUGGCCGAGGCCGAGUUCGACUAUGGGAACUGUGGGGCGAAGGACAUUUCCAAGCGGUUAACGGGUUUGGAGCGGUUUCCAGUGACCAAACUACGCUUCACAAAGUGCUUUAGCUUCGCCAACGUGGAGUCGGAAAACUCCUACCUGACUCAACGGGCCAGGUUCUUCACGGAGAACGAGGGCCUGGACGAUUACAUGGAGGCGCGUGAAGGAAUGCACCUCAAAAACGUGGAAUUUAAAGAACACACCAUCGCCUUCGCGGAUCCGGAUCACCUGCCAUGGUACUCCACGCGGUGCAUGUUCUGGACGGCUGCGGCGCUGACCCUUUCGUGGCCCCUGCGGGUGCUGACGGAGUACCGCACGGCACACCUUCACUACCACGUAGAGAAACUCUUCGGUUUUGACUACGUCGCCGUCACACCGUUGGACGAGAGGCCGUGUGGCCUCAGCAUCCCGCGGGUCAACACCAUAGACAGCACAGAACUCGAGUGGCACAUCCGUUCAAACCAACAGUUAGUGCCCAGUUACUCAGAAGCCGUGCUCAUGGAUCUGGCACAGCAGUCCAGCCGAGACGCACUCUCAUCGCGUGGAAUUGGUUUCAGCGCCCACGGUCAGAACUGUGAGCGCUGCCAUCGCUCCGUCAGCAGCUCUUCCAUCUUCUCACGCAGCGCGCUGAGUGCUUGCAACAGUAGCGGCCGCUUCUCUCUUGGCCGUCUGUACGCUUCACGACGCAGCUGUCUUUGGCGUAGUGGCAGCAGUGGCCUGAACGAUCCCGGCUGUCCGACAGAAAGCACACGUUGCCUGGCGGGUCGCUCUACCGCUGAGGAAAGCCCCCCCUCUCCUCCGGCCUACCAGGAUGCGCUGUACUUCCCUGUACUGAUCAUACAUCGCAAUGAGGGCUGUCACGAUCACCACACCCUUCACCAUAACAGCACUUGCGUGGAGACUUCAUUGUAGUCUUUGGGACGUUCUGAUGCUUGAAAUGACGGCUGAUGGUGCACCUUUGCACUCUUGACUUUAUUCAAAACGUACAAAUGCAACAUUUGUCCUCAAAUCAUUUCAUUUCUGCCCGUUUGUUCAAAUUUCCAUGAUAUUCAGCUUCAACUGUGGCAUCCCCCAAACGCCAUUCUGCACUUAAAACACCAAUUUGACAUCACUGACUGUCUAAUCUAAUGAAACUGAAGAAAAUUAACCCUUCUAUUCUCUGCUUCCAUCGCAAAUCAUUUGAAAAAUAUGCAUCACGCAUCUUUUUCUUUGAUUGUUUAACAGCACAACAAACUAAAUGCUCAACCCAAAGACAUCGACUGUUUUCCAGACACAAAUCAAGUCAAUCGUAUAAACAUGUGCAAGUGAUUUAAUCAUGCAAAUCAUAUAAAAACAAUAAACAAACUUUAAGGCCGGUCUACAUGAAGAGUUUAUUUCCAAAAUUAGAUAAUAUCAUGUUUUUUAUUGUGCAUUACAAUGAAUAUCACUCAAACUGCAGUUGGUUUGUUUUGAUUUAAGCCAGGAUAUCAAAAAAUACAGCUAACUAACACAAUAAAAACAUGAUAACGUCAUAAAAAACACGAUUUUUGAAAACAAGUUCUCAUUUUGGAAACAAACUAUUUCCCUGUAAUGUGGAGCUCGGAUAGAUUUAAAAUGAUAAACCUGAAGUAUUAAGACACAAGUAUUUAACAAGCACAGUUUCUGUUUGAUCUCUAUUUAUGGCAACGUUGUGAAUAAUUUAGUACACACAGGCUUAACGGACACAACAAGUCCAAACCAAACACAUCCUCUUUAAAAUAUUGAAUCAUUCUCUCCAUAUUUUAAAUAGAAAUGCUACUGUAACCCAUUCCGGAUGUUUUAUUUUCCACAACUACCUCUCCUUUUCAACAAGCUGAAGUGCCUCAGAUGUUUUUUUUGUUGACAUUUUGCUUUAUUACAUUUUCUAAACCCUCUGGAAAGAAAUAAUGUCAGCAAGAUUUUGAGCAGUCAGAUCUCACGGGAGAACUGAAAAUAAAUCACCUCUAAAAGCUCAAAUAAGCCACAUGCUCAAGUGAUCUUCAAAAGUUGGACAUAUAAAUAUAAAUAUUCCUAUUCUGUCAAAUCCAGAACCGAUCGUCAUAAAAACAAAGGCAUACAGAAGUUAUCCAUCUCCUGCAGUUUAUGUUAAUCGGUUUUAAGAGAAUUCAUGUGUAUAAAACAUUGAGAAAGUAACAAUGUAACACCUCACUGUUACUGUGUGACAGCACAUGUAACCUCUGCGUGACCUCGGAUGUAUGAUCCAACUGUAAAUAUUAAUGUAAAAGAGUCUUAGUGAUAGAAGAACUGAACAGUCUCUCAGAUUGACCAUAAUGCAAAAAAUGGACUAUACAAAAAUUUCAUAUUUCUUCUUUCUAAAAAUGCACGCAGUUAUUUCAGAACAUGAAGGGAAAGUAUUAUAAAAGCUUCCUGGUGACGAAGAAAAUCUGUUGUAUGUCUUGAUAUGCUGAAACAAGAAACACUUUGUAUUGUGAAUAAACACUUAUGUGUAUGCUGAAAUUUUUAUUUUUAACAACAUGACAUGUUUGCAACCUGAAAAUGUUGUCAUUUUGACGUGUCUACAAAUGUGUGCGUACAACACAGUAUUGUUGAAAAUACAAAAUGCAGAAACAAAUUAUACGAGAACAGUUAUAUUCUUUUUUAUGGCUGUCGAGAAAUAUUCCAGCGCCCAAAUGUGACUUUUAUUAUGACAUCGGAGGA